Uncinocarpus reesii 1704 is the source of this 3123-nucleotide messenger RNA. RefSeq lists its product as uncharacterized. Gene Ontology annotation, molecular function: protein serine/threonine kinase activity; ATP binding. The record is from RefSeq and is a predicted model, not a curated record. Gene Ontology annotation, cellular component: cytosol; cytoplasm; nucleus. The transcript is spliced from 2 exons. The coding region runs from base 1 to 3123 and encodes 1040 amino acids. Gene Ontology annotation, biological process: intracellular signal transduction; protein phosphorylation; negative regulation of glycogen biosynthetic process. Lineage: Eukaryota; Fungi; Ascomycota; Eurotiomycetes; Onygenales; Onygenaceae.
AUGACCUCCACCUCCUCCCUUGCCUCUACAACGAUCACGCCAACUCAAUCGAAUACUUCUUCCGGGGCAUCUGGCCCUUCAGACAUUACUUCACCCGAACUCGAGGACCUCCACAGGUUCCCUUCGGAAUCAUUACACUCCUUCUCUUUUGCUCGCCAGUCAGAAGAGAUGCUCCACACCCGUUAUAAUGUGCUCAAGAGAACGAUAGAUUUCAUGAGAGACCGAUUUGGCUGGGCCGCCAGCAGUACAGGAAUUGCCCACGCUCAAGCCAAGCUGAGCGGCGACCCAGAAGUUCAGAGCAUGGUCGACUUGGUGGCAAGAGCUAAUCUUCGCGAGGCCAGUAAGGGGCAGCAUCGACUGCCUGGGCUGUUAAUGGGCCCCGCUACAGGCCCUCCUGAUCUGAAUGGCGACAAUAUAUUCGACAAAGCUUUCGCGAGCCCGUCACUUGGACCAAUUGAAGAUGAAGGUGAGACUGGAUCAGAGUACCUGGAACGAGCUGCAGAGUCAGGGCGUUUUUUGGCUGCUUCAGAGGGUCAUAGAAUACCUCGAGCGCGAGGACUGAAAUCCGCUCCAGCAUCAAGGCGUGUUAGCCUAAAACGGACUUAUACCGAUGUUGGGUCCGCCUCGCUGCAGAAUAAACUUAUGGAAGCAUUGUCGACGCAGCCAUAUUCCGCCACAGAUCUUAUAUCCCCUGGAAGCACCACUUCCUUUGCCAUUGGAACUACCACGCCUGCUGUGCAUUCACACAGCAGUAAAUGGUCACCCGCGUCCCAAGCUGUGUUUAGAACGGAUGCGACUCCCCGAUGGACUAUUCUCGCUGCUAAUGACCUGGCAUGCCUAGUUUUCGGCAUUACUCGAAGAGAAUUUCGCAAGUUAAGUAUUUUAGACCUCGUUCAAGAAGAACGACGCGAGUGGCUUGUGUCGAAGCUGAAAGCCACGAGCAUUUAUCCGAGCUCUGAAUCCCCGGGUGUAAAAUCAUCUCAGUCGAAUGGGCAUAAUUCACGACCGAUUAAUUUCGGUAAUGGUGUGACAGCCCAGUUGUUAAGCAAAGCUCCGGCGCGGUUGACCAGGUCUAGGAAUCGCAAUGAUAGCCACUCUAGCCAUGGAUCUGCCAGACGGGGGAGAAGCCCUAAUCACACUCCAACCAAAUCUCGUGGUGUGCUGAUAUGCGGCGACGUCGUCCCCAUUCAGAAACGUAAUGGGCUCACUGGUUCCGCAAGCUUGUGGGUGAUGGAGAAAAAAGGUGGUUUAAUAUGGGUAGUGGAGGAGAUACCAGAGCACCUUGUGAAUAUUCGCUGUGAUGAAAAUGGCCGUGUCGUCGAUGCAAGAGGCGAUGCGAAUAACAUUUGGGACCGCAAAAACAUUGAACCAGGGACUCCGGUUCGAGAGCUUUUGCCUUACAUUCCUACAAUCACUCCUAACUCUGAAGCUCUGAACUUCUCCAAACUGAAUGAAUUGAAAUUCUUCACCGCCUCAGCGUCUCCUGGGGCAUCCAUUCCAACAACAGUGACAGGUCUCCACGAAACCAGCACUCUUCGCAUAUCCAGCUUUCCCCAUAUCGCAGGGAUGUUGGUUUUGUCGCCGGAUACCCUGAACAUUAUCAGUGCUAAUCCGAUUUUUGCCUCGUCACUUUUUGGCCAUACCUGCGUAAAGGGUGUGCACAUAACAGAUCUCAUACCCCAUUUCGAUUCAUUCCUUGAUACCCUAACAGAGUAUGAUAACAUCCCACUGGUGGAUGGGAUGGUUAUCCCAGAACACAGUUUUCGGAGGGCUCGAGCGCUGUCCAUCCUUCGCGAUGGAAAAGUUGACGCAGCGUCCCUUUUCCUGCGGCCAACCGGCCUCCCCGCGCGACAUCGUGAUGGUGCAGAAAUCAUGGUUGAUGUUCAGAUGCGGGUUGUCAAAAGCCAGUCGACGCUUUACUCAGAUCAAUACGAUGUCAUCCAUGAGCAUCAAGGUGUGGACCAGGAAAUCGGAAGCCCUUACGUGAUUACUGAGCUAGUUUAUGCCUUAUGGAUCACUUACUCUAGGCAGUAUCAUUCUACCAACGGGAUGGAACUACCCCCGGUAAACCCACUGUUGCAGCCCUCUGGGUCUCCGCCUCCUCAGACACCACCCGGACAGGUAACACCCGCAUUAACGCCGAUGCUUGAAACACCGAAAGCAAAUAAACCGCAGAUAUCACUCCUCGCCCAGCAAUUGAACGAGGCCGCUUCACAGCCACUUACAGACCAACCUCCACAGCCGGUUCCAGAGAUGAUACUAUCAUCAGCAAAGGUUGAACCACCAAAGAAGAAAACGAUAUCUGAUUUCGUCAUCACAGAAGAUCUCGGGUCAGGCGCCUAUGGACAGGUGAAACUAGCACGGUGCAAAUGGAAUAUGGCGAAAAAGAUGGUCCUAAAGUAUGUCACGAAGAAGCGAAUUUUAGUGGACACUUGGACGCGUGAUCGUCGGCUGGGGACUGUGCCGUUGGAGAUCCAUGUUCUGGAAUUUCUGCGUCGGGAUGCCAUGCGACACCCGAACAUCGUAGAGAUGGAAGGUUUUUUCGAGGACGACGUCAACUACUAUAUAGAGAUGACCCCUCACGGUUGUCCGGGAAUGGAUCUGUUCGACUACGUGGAAAUUCGGACGCACAUGGACGAAUCUGAAUGCCGUGGGAUUUUCUCACAAGUCGUCAGUGCGGUUCACCAUCUUCAUACCAAAGCGCUAGUGGUACAUCGCGAUAUCAAGGAUGAAAAUGUCGUGAUGGAUAGCGAACGGCAAGUUAAAUUGAUCGACUUUGGCAGUGCCGCGUAUAUCAAGAAUGGACCGUUUGACGUGUUCGUCGGUACUAUUGAUUACGCGGCACCCGAAGUUCUUCAGGGCAGGUCGUACCGUGGAAAAGAACAAGACGUAUGGGCACUGGGCAUCCUGUUAUACACGGUUAUAUACAAGGAGAACCCGUUUUACAACGUUAAUGAGAUUAUGGACCACCCGUUACGCAUCCCCUUUUUGCCGUUUACAGACGAUUGCAUCGAUUUGAUCCGUGGCAUGCUUAAUCGCAACGUGGACGAGCGCUUGACCAUCACCCAAGUUAUGGAACACCCGUGGAUGAGUGCAACAACGAAUAAUCCCGGACACGGCUAA